ACCGUUGACAGCCGUUAGUGCGUUGUGUGUACAAAUUCUGGACUUUCUUGGGCUCAGAUGUUUUUAGCUGCGCACAUACAGUUUUCUUAUCGAAAAUGGUUGUGUGUAAUCGUUUGUAACAAAUAGUAAACCAGUGACUUUACUCGUGAGAGAUGAAUAGAUUUAGAAAACUGGUGGAGAAAGACUGCGAGGAGCUACUGACACGGUUCAAGCACACAGGCUCUGUCCGUUUUGAGAUUUUUUCCAGGUUAUGGAAGGAAAUGAAGUUCUCCCAGAUUUUCUACGGUGCGAUGGGGCAUGAGAAGCGAGAGUUCAGCCGUCUGAUUUUGGAUAUAGCCUACAGCUUCCUCCUGCCUCCAUUCAGCUUCCAGAUCAGAGUUGGAGGACUUUACCUGGUCUACAGCUUGUACCGAUGUCAGACUGCCAUUCCCCCAGAACUGAUCCGUCUGUCAUUGAAGGACUGGGAUGAUGUGAAGAAGUUUGAGAAGGACUCGCUGGAUGCUAAGCAUCUUGAUGUUGUUUACAUCCUCCAACAGCUGAGGUUCCUCAAAGCCUUUCAGUUUACUGCCAUGCACACUGUGCUUACCUUCAGGAGAAAGCAAAAUAGAAAGAGGGAUAAUUCCCAGUCAUAUGUAGAGUUUAUGGAGCGACCAUCUCACCCACAGGAACUCAUCAACACUGAGCUGCUGGAGGAAUUGUCCCACAUCCAUGGCCUCUAUGAGAAGCUGAAGACGUCCUCCUCUUUGACUUCAAGAGACGGAGUCACAUCACUUGAUCUUAUCAAAAAAGAUCUGGCCCCUAAACUACAGUGCACUGUGGUGAAUUUCUACAAUUGGCAGCAAAGGCAGGUGAGACAGGACAGGACUGAUGAAGAGGAAGACAGCGGUGAGGGAACAUCAUCGAAACAGGAAAGCUCCGAAAGAGCUGAGCGUCUCGCCUCCAUCAAAUCAAAGGCGUAUGGACAGGCUACAGAGGCCUCAAAGUCCAGGCGCCAUCGUCAGGUGGAGGUGAAUUUCACAAGUAAUGAAGCUGGACCCUCUGACUCGUCAGACAACCCCAAAACACUAAAACCAUCACUCAAAACCAGAAUCUCUGAGAAUAUGCACAUCUCAGGUGACGUGUGGAAUGAAACCACUCGGGUCAGCUGUCUCACAACACUGGAUUCUGCUCCUGAAGGGAAAGAAAAACCAAAAAAGAAGUAUGUGAAAUUUCAGCUGAAGUGAAGAAAACCCAAGAGUCAACCUGCUUAGGAUGGGAGCUGCUAUUCAGAUGAUUUUAAAGUUUGGAGGAAAAUAUAGAUACUCUUGUCUGAAUUACAUUUCUAUAAUCUUUAAUGCUUUUACAUCAUAAGGCAUACAAUUAUCAGACAUUUUUGUGAGUACAUUUGUAUAAGCAUACUACAUUUUAUGUUUAAACUAUGUUUGUGACUCUGGUUUUGCACAUAAAUGUAAGAUAUGAAUCAAAGCUAGAGAAGGUACCAGUUUUCUACGCUCUUGUUUACAGUCAAGGAAUUGUAGGUUGUAUAUAUUACACAUUUUGAUAAAAUUUAGAAGUGUGAAUAACUCUAAACAUUUUCUAUAAGAAAGUUUCUCUUUUUAUAUAAAAUGGUUUAUA
Molecule: messenger RNA, 1614 nt
Organism: Cheilinus undulatus (humphead wrasse)
Lineage: Eukaryota; Metazoa; Chordata; Actinopteri; Labriformes; Labridae
Gene: snapc1b
Product: small nuclear RNA activating complex, polypeptide 1b
Exons: 10
Coding region: 153-1223 (356 amino acids)
Biological process (GO): snRNA transcription by RNA polymerase II; snRNA transcription by RNA polymerase III
Cellular component (GO): snRNA-activating protein complex
Molecular function (GO): sequence-specific DNA binding
Source: RefSeq, a predicted model, not a curated record